Molecule: messenger RNA, 2196 nt
Organism: Actinia tenebrosa (Australian red waratah sea anemone)
Lineage: Eukaryota; Metazoa; Cnidaria; Anthozoa; Actiniaria; Actiniidae
Product: 2-aminomuconic semialdehyde dehydrogenase
Molecular function (GO): oxidoreductase activity, acting on the aldehyde or oxo group of donors, NAD or NADP as acceptor
Source: RefSeq, a predicted model, not a curated record
CUGCGGAUGGAAUAAAUACUUAGGGCUGAAGUCAGCCGUUACCUUUGCAUGCAAAUCAGCAUAGACUACGAAGCGAACUUCAGCUGUUUACGAAGUUAGUUCACAGAAUGUUUUUACAGCAAGUUGGGAAUCUUUUGAGGCCUGACAAGCCAAUCCACAAUUUCAUCAAUGGUGACUUCGUGCCUUCAGAAGAUGGUCAGACGACAAACGAUAUCAACCCCUCAACUGGGGAUGUCGUUUGUGCUUUUCCAUCAUCUUCGAAAAAAGAUGUCGAAAACGCUGUGAAGGCUGCUAAUGCAGCGCUCUUCUCGUGGUCUACUGUGCCCAAGCGUGACCGAUGUCAAUUUCUAAUUCGAGUCGCCGAUUUGUUGGAGAAACGAAGCGAAGACUUCUGCCGCGCCGAAAUGCUAGAUCAAGGAAAGACUGCUCAGCAUGCCAAAAACAAUACCAGUGAUGAAUAUGCAAACGAGGCAAAUAUGGCGAGACUUCUUGCUGGCCAGGCUAUGAAUACGGUCGAACAAUCAACCUGUGAAGGUAUUUUGAGCUACAGCACCAGACAUCCCUUGGGCGUGGUAGCCGUCAUCACUAGUUGGGCGUGUUCUAUACACACGAUUCUCACGCACUUGGUACCAGCACUCGCGUGUGGUAACUGUGUGAUCAUCAAACCUUCUUCCUUGGCUCCACUCUGUGUGCACGUCCUCGCAAAAUGUAUUAAAGAAGCAGGCAUACCCAAAGGAGUUGUCAACAUCGUGUAUGGCAAAGGUGACGUCAUAGGCCGAGCAUUGGUCGAACACACGAACGUGAACGGCGUUGCCUUCGUGGGUAGUGAGAAGACAGCUUCCAGCAUUUGUUCAGAAAGUGCUACUCACCUAAAGCGUCUUUCAUUUGAACUUGGCAACUGCCAUCCCAUGAUCGUUUGCGAUGAUGCAGAUCUUAAUUAUGUUGUGCCUGCAGUCAUCAGAGCGAGGUCAGUCGAGUCUAUCAGUCAUAUUAAUCUAGAUGGGAAUGUACAAUCACACACUGUAAAUACGUGCCUUUAUCAGAUGGGACCAUUAAUUAGUAAGGAGCAUCAUCAGAUGGUGCUGUCCUGUAUUCAAGGGGCAAUAAACGAUGGGGCGACGCUACUUUAUGGUGGAAAAGUUCCUAAACUUGACAGCAAACUAGAAAAGGGGUACUUUCUGGAGCCUACGAUUCUUGGGGGAUUUAAAAAUGCGACGAACAAUCAAAUAAAUGUAAUGGAGGUUCAAGGUCCAGUGAUACGAAUAAUUUCCUUUAACACCGAGAAUGAAGCAGCGAAGGGAGCAAACAGCACACCGUAUGGUCUGUCAGCCUCUAUAUGGAGUAAAGAUGGAGCACGGACUCACCGCAUGGCCAAACUCCUAGACGCAGGAAUCGUAUGGAUCAACAGCUGGCUGCUAAACUGUCCCAGCAUGCUCCAAGGGGGGCAUAAACAAAGCGGCAAUGGUCGAUUUGGAGGACGUAUGUCACUGGAUUUCUACACCCAAAUCACUACUGUAGCUGUUCCUCUAUGAAUGAAUAAUGCUUUGAAACCUAUCUUGAUAAUUAAUAAAUUCUAACCAUCUCAUAUUUUAUCCCUCAAAAUGAAAUUCCGGUUUACCCAGUGAGAUUAUUCUAUCUAGUGUCAUGGUUGACGGACUUAGACCUUAUGCGACUUAUGACGCUAUGAAAAAUAAUAAUGAUAUUUUAGGGUCUAAUUUCGAAUGGUUGUUUUUGUAAUGAUUUCAUAAUCGGUGGGGCCAGUCCCACGUAACUCAUUAUGGCGCGUUCAUUAGAGAAAUUUAGUCCAUUUUAGCUCCAUUUUUUUCUCGUUGCUGAACGCAGCUUUACUUUAAAAUAGAUAUUUUAAACUUUUUGCUUUUAAGGGAAAAUGGACAACUAAAUUUUUCAUUUUGUAUUUUAAUUAUCGUCUCGAUAUACGUCAAUAUUAGGAUGCUAGAAACAAGCGUAGCAGUUAUGGGUGAUAAAUAAAGCUUUUAGCAGCUCUUCCGCAUCUUUUAUCUUUGUAGAUGGGGCCAGUCAAAGCCUACCGGAGCGCUACAAAAGCUUUAAGACGUAAGGCGUAAUAAAUCCUUUAAGUAGUACUUGAAAAUUCCACUUUUGUUAAGUCAAUGACUGUUCUGAAACUGAAAUAAAAUCUAAUUGAUUGCGAGCGAAAAUAAAUGUCAACUGACAGCU